UUUCUUCUUUUCACACACAAGUCCACUAAUAAGAGUGCUCGUCCCUUAGCUUUCUUUCCGCCCUUUAAAACCCAAUCAUCCUCUCGCUCAUACUCCAUACUUUCACAGAGAGGGAGAGAGAGAGAGAGAGAGUACUACUAGUGCCUCAAAUGGAGUAUAUGGCUCAAAACAUGACCGCUUUCUUUUUCCUCUCUCUCAUCGUCGUAGUCGUGUGCUUCUUGGGUUUGUCUGAAGCCCAGAAGCAGGUUCCGGCCAUGUACGUGUUUGGUGACUCCUUAGUGGAUGUGGGCAACAACAAUCACCUGAAAAUCUCCAUUGCUAAAGCAAAUUUUCCCCACAACGGCGUCGAUUAUGCCGGCGACAAACCGACCGGGAGGUUCAGCAAUGGCAAAAAUUUUGCAGAUUUCAUCGCUGAGAAAGCAGGUUUAGUUGCAUCGCCACCACCGUAUCUCUCCGUUGUAUCUAACAAAAGCAAUGAGGCAUUUCCAAUCACUGGUGUUAGCUUUGCCUCUGGAGGUGCUGGCAUCUUCAAUGGCACAGAUGAACGCUAUAGACAAUCACUUCCUUUACCCAAACAAGUAAACUACUACUCGACUGUGUACGAAGACCUGGUGCAACAACUAGGAUCAGCUGAUGCCCAGAACCACCUCUCCAAAUCUCUCUUUGUAGUAGUAGUUGGAAGCAACGACCUGUUUGACUACUUCAAAUCCGGGUCCGACGUCUCCAAGAAAAGCACGCCGCAGCAGUACGUUGAUUCGAUGCUUACUGCCCUCAAACAAGAGCUCAAGAGGUUGCACGAUUUUGGUGGACGCAAAUAUGUGAUAGCUGGGAUAGGAGCAGUGGGGUGCUGCCCAUCACAGAGGAAUCAGAACAAGAAUGAGGAUUGCUAUGAGGAAGAAAACCAGAUGGCACUCAAGUACAAUGAAGGCCUCAAGUCAAUGUUGGAGGGACUCAAAUCAGAGCUCAAGGGGAAUAUGGACUACUCCUAUGUCGAUGUCUACGGCAUCUUUGAUAACUUCAUUCGGACCCCCUCCAUUUUUGGAUUUACUGAAGUUAAAGCUGCAUGCUGUGGGCUAGGGAACCUAAAGGCCGAAGUUCCUUGCGUCCCCGUUGCCACCUACUGCUCCAACAGAAGCGAUCAUAUCUUCUGGGAUCUGUAUCAUCCCACGGAGGCAACCGCUCGCAUUCUUGUCGAUAUUGCUUUUGGUGAUUCGCAACAGUUUGACGUCCCCAUGAAUAUUGAGCAGCUAAUUGCUGCAUAAACCGAGUGAUGCACGUGUAUUGUUUUCGUGUAAAUCAAAGAUUAUAUAUAGAAGAUAGCAAAGAUGGUGUUAUUGAGCAGUUAAUAAAUAGAUCAAUGAUUCGUGCGACGAAA
Rhododendron vialii is the source of this 1375-nucleotide messenger RNA. Its product is annotated as GDSL esterase/lipase At5g55050. Lineage: Eukaryota; Viridiplantae; Streptophyta; Magnoliopsida; Ericales; Ericaceae. The transcript is spliced from 5 exons. The record is from RefSeq and is a predicted model, not a curated record. Gene Ontology annotation, molecular function: hydrolase activity, acting on ester bonds. The coding region runs from base 150 to 1262 and encodes 370 amino acids.